Molecule: messenger RNA, 975 nt
Organism: Salvia hispanica
Lineage: Eukaryota; Viridiplantae; Streptophyta; Magnoliopsida; Lamiales; Lamiaceae
Biological process (GO): endoplasmic reticulum to Golgi vesicle-mediated transport
Cellular component (GO): TRAPP complex
Source: RefSeq, a predicted model, not a curated record
ACUAAAAAAAAUUCAUGUUCAUCCGAAUGCGUCAAUUGCAUGAUUUUGGGUGAUAAAUUGAUAAUGCAACUUCUAUUUAAACGUAUGAAAUUGGUAAAUUGAAGUUUUCAAUCAUUGUGAAACGAUAUACCAGGGCAGGAAUCAUUACUCGGGGAAGGUUGCCGAGCGUGGCGUGGGGCGAGGCGGCGGCGCUGCUACAGAUUUACAUACUACUACUUUGCUUCUGCGGAAAAUUAAUUUUCCCCAAAUUUGCAGAGAUCGUGUAAAAACUGAGCACAUAAACCUCAGAUCGGAGUAACACACAAUUCCAUGGCGGCGAUUUACAGCCUCUACAUCAUCAAUAAAUCUGGCGGUCUCAUUUUCUAUAAGGAUUAUGGAUCAGCCGGAAGAAUGGACACUAACGACAGUUUGAGGUUAGCGAGUCUCUGGCACUCGAUGCACGCCAUCUCGCAGCAGCUCUCUCCCGUUUCCGGCUGCUUUGGGAUCGAGCUUCUUCAGGCUGAUACUUUCGAUCUUCACUGUUUCCAGUCUCUUACUGGUACUAAAUUCUUUGUGGUCUGUGAGCCUGGAACUCAGCAUAUGGAGAAUCUCUUGAAACAUACAUAUGAGUUAUACACAGAUUAUGUCUUGAAGAACCCUUUCUAUGAGAUGGAGAUGCCAAUUCGAUGCGAGUUGUUUGACAUAAGUUUGGCACAGGCUGUACAGAAGGAGCGAGUCUCCUUAUUGGGGAGAUGAUCUGCAACAUCAUAACCUGCUAUCAGGCUAUCUCGUGUUCAUGCUCGUUCUAUAGUAAGCUUGUUUCGAUUAUUUUGUGGUUCUGUUUUGAAAACCAUGAUAGAAGGUAAGGUGAUUCAGUUUUAGGAAACACAGAUUUGUAUAUGCACAUGCUGCCUUGUCGAGGCUGAUUGUUUUAUAAUUCAGAUUUUUGAACUCGUGCUGAGCAUGGGAAAUGCAUAUGAUAAGUUAUGUUACUAA